AUGAUUUUGUUGAAGGGUUUAAAAUUAUCUUCAAGAUACUACGACAGUUAGAAAAGUGCUAUCGAUUCACGGUGUUUGUGGGCAUGUGUACGGUCACAAUAGGCACAUUUUUGUGUGUACCAUCUGUUAUUACCUACGACAAGUCUACGGAUUUCAAUACUUUGCGAAUAGUAUGCAUUGUUGGCUGGGUCCUUUUAGGUUGGAUAUAUGAAUACGGAGUAAGCCAACAAACUGAUUUGUUUUGUCGACAAAUAGACAAGACCAAAUUAGUCUGCUCCUAUAUACAACUCAAACCGAGCAGUAGUGAUGAUAUUUUGGAACUGACCAAAAGAAUUCUACGUACGUUAGAGUUUCGCGAUCCCCGACUAUCUUUGUACGGGAUGUAUUACAUGAACACUGGCUUGGUACUGCGCAUCGCCGCUUCAAGCUUCGUCUACAUCACUGUUCAACUGCAGAUAUUAAUUCCGGCAAUAGAAGAAAAUAGAACCGACCUGUCUACCACACUACCUUAA
Molecule: messenger RNA, 512 nt
Organism: Papilio machaon (common yellow swallowtail)
Lineage: Eukaryota; Metazoa; Arthropoda; Insecta; Lepidoptera; Papilionidae
Exons: 4
Coding region: 84-512 (142 amino acids)
Source: RefSeq, a predicted model, not a curated record